GUGUGGGGGUGGGGGUGUAUUGGACUCUGCGCAGGCGCAGCAGUCGUACGACGUCCUUGCUUUACGGCCUGCCCGAGCGGUUUGCCGUAGGGAAUCGGAGGUGCGGUGCAAGGCUUUUGGGCGCGGUUCGACUUGAGCGCGACUCACGUCCCGAGCCGGCCACUUGCAGGGCCCUCGUCAUGGAGCCGGAACAGCUGCUGGAGGGACAGACGCCGGGUUCAGAAAAUCCUCACUCCGAGUAUGGACUCACGGAAAACGUCGAGCGAAUAGUGGAAAAUGAGAAGAUUAAUGCAGAAAAGUCAUCAAAACAGAAGGUGGACCUUCAAUCAUUGCCAACUCGUGCCUACUUGGAUCAGACAGUUGUACCCAUUUUAUUACAGGGACUUGCUGUGCUUGCAAAAGAAAGACCUCCAAAUCCCAUUGAAUUUCUAGCAUCGUAUCUUUUAAAAAACAAGUCACAGUUUGAGGAUCGAAACUAAUUUCGGGAAAAGAAUAAAAUAAUUUGGUUGUUACUGUAGAUAUAUAUGAUUAAGAGGCAGUUUAUAUUGCCAUGAUUCCUUUUUUUUUUCUUUUGAAAGUAUAUGAAUGUUCAGGACCACAGAUCUUGUUUCAGUAACUCCAGAAGGGAACAUAUUUCCCUUAUUCUUUAUUUAAUGAACAUACUUAUUUAAUGAGCAUAUUCUGUUUUUAUUUUUUCACAUUGUCUUAAACUUUGUCUUAAAAUCAACCUUCAGAAUAAAUUGAUAAAAAUUUGAUUAUUGGAAAGCAGUUUUUAUUGAGGAUAUUUAAUAUUGUUUGGGUAUUACUUAAUAGGUAGCACUAAUCCUAUUUUUAUCUUUUUUUUUGCAUUAUAGUUUCCUUUGGGUUAAAUUUUGCAAUGUUGUGUUGGAUUUAUAGUACAAUGAAGAUAAAGCAUAGAGAAAAAAGAUACUAGAAAAACUUAAGCAUUUUAAAUGGUAAUCAUUUUGCCAUUCUUGCAUAACCAUCAUUAUCUUGCCUUAACCUGGCUCUCUCUAAGUAUUGGUACUUCAUAGCCAAGCAAAAAGUAGCAUUGUUCCUUCAAUUCCUUCCCUAAACAAUUAUAUGGCACCUGAGGCUCUGAUGCAUCUGCUUGCUCUGUUUUUUGUGAAAAUGCUGAGGUAACCCACCAUCCAGGAAGAAAGUUUAUGGAUUAGUCCCUGGAGAAAAGAGCAUUAAGAUAGGCAAGGAAAAAAUAAAAAUAAGUACCAGUUUUAAAAGAAAAUACAUGAAUUUCAUGUUUCCCAAAGUUUUGUAAAAAAAAAAAACCAAAACACAAAAUUUCAGGAAAUGGUAUAACAGAAUGAGGUUACUCAAUAAAAGUAGCACUGCUUUGCAUCUGCCAAAUUUGUGUUUAUAUUAGUAACAGAAAUCUGGAAAUAACUGCUUUUUGUAAUUUCCACAGUUGUAUCAUCAUGUAAGAAAUAUACCGAAUUUGGAGUUAAUUCUUGAGCUUACCUAUUUAUGAAGUUUAGUCUUUCAUCAGCUUUAUCUUUAGCACCUCACAGGGUUAUUACAAAUGUAAGAACAUAUGUAACACUUUUUGUAGAUUGCAAAGUUCUAUAAAAUUUUAAGGUGCUAUUAUUUUCAAAUGGAUUAGAUUGUGAGCUUCAGAGCAGGGCUGCAGUGUUAUUUUUGCAUAUUAACUUAAUAAAAUAUUUGAAGUAAUCAGACCACAUUUUUCAUUCUGCCUGGUUUAGUUAAUUUACAUAAAUCUGCCCUGGCAUUAAAAUUUUUAAUUUACACUUAAAUCUUAAUAAAAAUAAACAUAAAAUAAUAUUUUUUCAUUUGCCAAAUUUUUCAUUUACCAAAUUCAAGUAAAUUAGCUGGUAAAAAAAGAAUGUUUUCUAUCCCUAUGUUUCCAAGUCUGUCCAUUACCUUAAAAAACAUUUUAAACUCUUACCUUUUGUCUUAGAAUUUAUAUGGUUCUAAGGCAGAAAAGUGGUAAGGGCUAGGCAAGUGGCCUUAAGUGACUUGACCUGGGUCACACAUCUAGGAAUUAUCUGAGAACAGAUUGUCUCCAGGCCUGGUUCUCUAUCCACUGAGCCACUUGGCUGCCCCUGUCUAUAACUACUUUUGACAGUUUUUUUUAAAAUAAUCGUCUGUCUCCAUGUGUAUGAUACUGGUUCUACCAGUCUCAUUUUUCAUCAGGUCAUCUGGUCUUCUGAUAUUCCUGUUGUAUUCUUUAAAUUUAUGAAAUUCCAUGACAUUAACAUAUAAUUCAGCCAUUUUCCAAUAAUUGAAAUAUAGGUUGUAGCUAAUUUAAUGCUAUUACAAAUAAAGCAGUUGUGAAUAAUUUUGUAUAGAUAGAUUAUUUUCCCUUUUUAUGAUAAUCUUAAUAUAAAAUAUUAGCAAUAGAAUUACUGGCUCAAAAGGUAUCAGGUGAUUUGUGAAUUUUAUUGUAUGUUACUGUGUUUUACCAAAUACCUACAUAGAUCUGUAGUUGCCAUUAGCAGUGUAUUAGAGUGCCUAUUUUUCUUGACCUGUUAAAACUCAGUAUGAUCUUUUUGCUGUUUCAUUUUAUGUGUACUUAUUAUGCUAUUUUAAGGUUGCUUUGAUUUUCAUCUCUGAUUGUUUGAGAAUUGGAGCAGCUUUUCCUGUGGUUAUUAAAUGUUUCCAUUUUCCCUGAAACUUGUUACAGUUGCUUAGGUAAACUAUAAUUGUUUAACAAUAAAAUGCAUACCGUGUAGUAAAAAAA
Monodelphis domestica (gray short-tailed opossum) is the source of this 2716-nucleotide messenger RNA. It is a transcript of the gene DPY30, whose product is annotated as dpy-30 histone methyltransferase complex regulatory subunit. The record is from RefSeq and is a predicted model, not a curated record. Lineage: Eukaryota; Metazoa; Chordata; Mammalia; Didelphimorphia; Didelphidae. Gene Ontology annotation, cellular component: Set1C/COMPASS complex.